UAUAAGGAUUAUCACUUGAAGGUUGUACAAAGAUGAAGAUUGAAGGUGAUACCUUUGAAGUAUUAACAUCUUUAACGUUCUUGAAUAUGAGUGAUUGUGUUAAAGUGGAGACAAUAGACUAUAGAUUUAUAAAUCUUAUAUCUCUUGGAAAUAUCAUUUUUAAAGAUUGUACUAUUUUAAAGAAGAUUAAUACCAAGUUUAAUAGUAUGACAAACUUAAAGCUAUUGUCAUUUGAAGGGUGUGAGAAUUUGGAAGACAUGCUUAUGGGAUUGAACUUUCUCUUAUCUUUGCAAGUAUUAUCAUUUAAAGAUUGCAAAAAGAUGAACAUUAAAAAUGAUACCUUUGGUACAUUGUCAUCUUUAACAUACUUGGAUUUGAGUGGUUGUAUUCAAGUAGAGACUAUAUACAAUGAAUUUGCAAAUCUUAUAUCUUUAGAAAAUUUGUUUUUUGAAGAUUGUACCAAUUUAAAGAAGAUUGAUGCCACAUUUGGUGGAAUGACAAACUUGAAGAGAUUGUCAUUUAAAAGAUGUGAGAAUUUAGAAGCCAUGCCUAUAAGAUUAAACUAUCUCUUAUCUUUGCAAGUAUUAUCACUUAGAGGUUGUACAAAGAUGAAGAUUGAAGGUGAUAUCUUUGGUAUAUUAACAUCUUUGACAUACUUAGAUUUGAGUGAUUGUGUUCAAGUAGAGACUAUACAUAAUAAAUUUGCAAAACUUAUAUCUUUAGAGAAUUUAUUUUUUGAAGAUUGUACCAAUUUGAAGAAGAUUGAUGCCAAGUUUGAUAGUAUGACAAACUUAAAGCUAUUAUCAUUUGAAGGGUGUGAGAAUUUGGAAGACAUGCCUAUGGGAUUGAACUAUCUCUUAUCUUUGCAAAUAUUAUCAUUUAAAAGUUGCAAAAAGAUGAAGAUUGAAUAUGAUACUUUUGGUACAUUAUCAUCUUUGACAUACUUGGAUUUAAGUGGUUGUAAUCAAGUAGAGACUUCAUACAAUGAAUUUACAAAUCUUAUAUCUUCAGAGAAUAUAUUUUUUAAAGAUUGUACUAUUUUGAAGAAGAUUCAUGCUACAUUUGAUGAUAUGAUAAACUUGAAGAGAUUGUGGUUUGAUGGGUGUAAGAAUUUGGAAGACAUGCCCAUGGAAUUGAAGCAUCUCUCAUCUUUGCAAGGAUUAUCACUUAAAGGUUGUACAAAGAUGAAGAUUGAAGAUGAUACCUUUAAUGCAUUGACAUCUUAGACAUCAUAGAUUUGAAUAGAUGUAUUAAUUUAGAGAUAAUACAUAAGAGAUCCUCUCUUUUUUUAGUAACUUAGGAUUUAAUAUAAUUUUAGUAUUGUAACAUUGAUACAAAAGUUUAUUAGCAUGGUAUAGGUGAUAAUAUUGUAUUAAAAAUAGAACAAUAAUAGAAGAAUUGGAUUUAAAAUUCUUCUUAA
Messenger RNA from Physcomitrium patens, 1420 nucleotides. NCBI's taxonomy places the organism in Eukaryota, Viridiplantae, Streptophyta, Bryopsida, Funariales, Funariaceae. The record is from RefSeq and is a predicted model, not a curated record.